Molecule: messenger RNA, 3797 nt
Organism: Haliotis rubra (blacklip abalone)
Lineage: Eukaryota; Metazoa; Mollusca; Gastropoda; Lepetellida; Haliotidae
Exons: 17
Coding region: 71-2296 (741 amino acids)
Source: RefSeq, a predicted model, not a curated record
UGUGACACUCUCCGUGAUAAAUGGUCACCUCGGAUUUCCUACGCCCCAGGUUUUAUUGAAUCUCAGCAAGAUGCGUGGUUUGUUGAUGUUGCUGCUGCUGCUGCCGCUGAUUGAUGCCGGUUCCUUGGACACUUCUGUGUGUUCCCCGCUGCCGCCACAACCCACAUCAGUGGUGCUGAGACCAGUUAUCCCCAACACGUUUGAGGUUCACGUCGACACCGUAGUCGUGAACAAAAACAUGACGACAGAGGUCCACGAACACUUCGACGACGUCCACAACAGAGGCAUGAUCGAACAGUAUUCUUACAACGAGAAAUACAAGGCCUAUUACGACUACGCCCACAACGAGUUCAUCGGGAUGUUCCCUGAUCAAGGCAGUUGUAAAGUGUCAAACCUGUCCACAUCUGGCCAGCGUUUCCUCUUCGGGUACAAACGGGUAAAUGGGCAGGGUCGCAUCUUCUCUGCUUCUGGAGCGAUGCACUUCGGGGCCAACGUGACGGAGAAGUACUUGGGUCAGAGUCAGGUGCGCGGGAUCUGGGUGCAGGGAUGGCAGUCGUGUCAGUACUGGGAUGAGAUGAAAGCAUCAAUGAAUGUCACGUGGUUUUUCUCAGACCCGGAUAUGUGGGACACUUCUCUUGGAGUGCCCCAAGUGCCUGUUCGAUGUCACGUGAUAGGCAAGGUCCAAGACACGUUCACCAAAUCCCAUAACUUUGAACACUUCUACGAGUUUGUGCAUUUCAGGGACCACAUUAAGGACCCAAGAGUUUUCGAGAUGGACGCGAGUGUCGUGUGCCCAGGACGAAUCAACACAAAGCCUUUACCUAAUGUCCCGGAUGUCCUGUCAAUGGCCGUGGAGCAGGUGGAUGAAGUGGAGAAGAUGGCAACAUUUACCUCGGAAUGGUUUGACUCCAGAAUGAAACUGACAAAGUUCGACAUGGUUCCAAGCUUUGGCUCUGCCUCCCAGUAUGGAACAAACCUGCUCAGCAUUGUCAGAGACUUUAGAACAGGUAUACAAUACGUGAAGGACACGGUCCGCGGAAACUGUUCUGUGACUGCUCUGUCGCAGGACAACUGGGAUGACCGCAUGCAAGACCCCCAACAUGUGCGCAUAGCUACUGCGCAAGAGUUCUUCCAUUUCGACAACACCUACAGUUACACUGGCUUGAAAUCAAUCCGAGGUGUUGACUGUGACACAUGGGUGUCUCUGCGAACUGACUUCCCCCCGAGUCUACCUACCAACUCUACCUGGGAGUGGGCGUUUGUCUCGGCAAACUGGACCUCUGGGUACGAUCCAAUUCAAUACGCCCAGAGUGCCAUACCGUUUCAGCUCAGGAUCACCGUAAAAGACUUUGGCAUGCAGUACACCAGUAACAUAUUCCAGUAUGAUGCUCAGGAACCCAGCGUCAUGAACUUUGACGUCACCAACUGCAUGACCACAGAACGACGGCGAAGCUUCAGGAUCGCUUUUCCACAGAAAUAUACACAGUUGAUCGGUCACAAUCGGAAACAGUUCAAGUACGCUGCUCUCAUAGGCAUUAUCUCCGCCGCAUCAAUCGAGCCGAUAAGAGUCACAAAUAUGAUGAUUACCGUAUACAACCACACAGCCCAUUUGAGCUUUGACCUCACCGAUCUUCCACCAGUCAAAGGAGACGUCGUUACCUUCAUGUCUGGGAUCUCGUUGGAUCUCGCUGCUUCCGAGUUUAUACGAAGUGUGAAGCAAAGCACAUUUCAGGUCAACCUGAAGAUCAAUGGAAAGACCAACUACUUGCCUGGGGUGCCAGCAUCGCUGGAGGAAAUGACUGCAGGACCGACGCCCUUCGUCACCCGACCUCCGUCGACAUCCCCUGCUCCCCAGACACAAGGAAAGGUGACUCAAGGGCCGGUGACACAGAAACCCGUAACACAAGGGCCGGUGACACAGAAACCGGUAACACAAGGGCCGGUGACACAGAAACCGGUAACACAAGGGCCGGUGACACAGAAACCGGUAACACAAGGGCCGGUGACACAGAAACCGGUAACACAAGGGCCGGUGACAAAGAAACCGGUAACACAAGGGCCGGUGACACAGAAACCGGUAACACAAGGGCCGGUGACACCGGGAAUCAACCCACCAAAAGGACCCACAACAGGAAACCCCUAUGCCAUGGCGUCUUCAAAGAACGUGUUGUGCAAUACGUCAGGCGGAGGAUAUUCGGCGGGGGUAAUGGCGGGUGUUGCCGUGGUGAUGAUCGUCGUUGGUGGUGCAGGAGGAGGAAGUCUUGCGAUAUUUCUGUCAAGAAACAGGCGCAUCUAGAUUACAGUGCACUGAAUGUAAAAGAAUGUAAUACGUAUGAUGUUCAAGAUGCCGAUGGAUGGACGUGCUUCGUACCGAGUUUCAAGAACAUGUCUACUGUAAAAUAACUAUAACUACCAUAACUAAAUCAACUAUAGUUGCAACAAUUCAUUUCUAUCAAUUACUGAUUUUUUAACACAAACCAUACAUUGUAUAUAAAAUGAUUUUCAGUGUUCAUCGUUUAGCAAGGGAGGUAACACUAACAGUGUAUAUAUAAGGGCCUGUAAGUCUCGCGAGGCGCUACUAAGCUGGUUCCCAGCUCCUUUUGACAUAUGCGAGACGGGGCCCAGCUUACUUCCUGUACCCGAUUUCCGGUGGCAAGCGGACCGGAAUUGCGCGACGCCAAAUAUGGCUUUUCUUGACCGGACCAAGUGUACAACCAUGCUUGGCUGUCACGGCUGUUGACAGUCGUAAUAGUUGGCGAAUUUGCGAAUGGUUAGAUCGAAAAUAUGUUAUUCCUACAUGGAUUAUCGGUUGCUUACUGUCAACUGACAACCAUGAGACCAUUCGAAAAGGAGUGAAACCGGAAAUACUAAGGUCUCGCGAAGUGCCGUGACCUACUUACGGGCCCUAUUGGGGACCUUAUCCUUCAAAUAUACAUUUGUGUGUAUAUAUAAACUUGGUGUCUUCAUUAUAUGCUUGACGAAAUGCUUUGACGUUAAUGUGUCUCUCACUUCCACUGUAUAUCAGAUGAUUUUUCUUUAUCCAUCCAAUUUAACAUUUCAGUCUUUAUAACGGGGGUAUCAUGAGGAUUGGUUCAUAUGCAGCCCUCAUCGUUAUAAGACGAUAGCCAACUUAACCGUUGCUUUUCAUCCGUUAACAACGUGUGCUACUGUCUACACAACUCACAGUUAUCCAAAGGCAUGAUGUAUAAUUAUUAUUGUUAUAUGCGCUCCCUAGGUCUGUUUAUCAUCACCAUCAUUAUAAACAGUUUGAACGGAUGGAAGUAAAACUUAACGUACUACAGACAGGUGUUCUUUGGGGAUAUUUCUGCUGCUCUUUGUUUUAAGUUCACCACAGACAUGUAUCGGGGGGUGCCUCUAUUCUAUAAAGCGUCCGCCCGUGACGUGGACGAUCCGGGUUCGAUUCCCGACACGGGUACAAUGUUUGAAUCCCAUUUCUGGUGUCCCCCGCCGUCAUGUUGCUGGAAUAUAGCUAAACGCGGCGUAAAACUCAAUUCACUCACUCACCCGACGGGGAACCAUGCAGCUGAGGAUCAGGGAGCGAUAGAUAAUGAUUUGCUAAGAAGAUUUAAUCGUGGCACAUUUCAAACAUCAGUUUUUAGUAAAAUCACCACCGGAAAUGUUUUUAAAGGUUUGAAAGAAAAAAUAGAAAAUGCUCAUCAAGGUAUGAUUUUUCCAGUCAUUUUUUGUGUACAUAUACGAAGGUUAUUCAAUAAAAUGAUUAUCAUGUAAAUAUAUUAUACUAUUUCAAUAGAUCUUUUAUAAAAUCAGUUUCCACA